AUGUGGUUUGGCGAGGCUAGGAUUGGAAAGAUUCAGCAGGACACCGGCCCGUUUGUUCAGCCACGCAUUUAUAGCGCACCAGAAGUGGCAUUUGAGAUUCCUUGGGGCGCUUUCCGUGGUUAUAUGAAAUGUUGCUACGCCUGGUUUGGGAUCUACUCGACGGAAGACACCUAUUUAACAACAUUGGACGAACAGGGUCAUUACGAUCCAUUCAAACACACGACUCAGGCACACGGCUCAGAAGACAAUGGUAAGGUCCGCUUUCUCAAAUUCAUUCGGUCGAUGCUGAGCUGGCUUCCUGAGGGUCAAAAGACGGCUAAGGAACUCCUUGAGGAUUCUUGGUUGAAUGAAGAAUCGGUGUGA
Messenger RNA from Histoplasma mississippiense, 363 nucleotides. RefSeq lists its product with no specific name. Lineage: Eukaryota; Fungi; Ascomycota; Eurotiomycetes; Onygenales; Ajellomycetaceae. The record is from RefSeq and is a predicted model, not a curated record. The transcript is spliced from 3 exons. The coding region runs from base 1 to 363 and encodes 120 amino acids.